Messenger RNA from Bactrocera oleae (olive fruit fly), 2021 nucleotides. The record is from RefSeq and is a predicted model, not a curated record. Lineage: Eukaryota; Metazoa; Arthropoda; Insecta; Diptera; Tephritidae.
GGUUUUUGUUCUGUUAUAUAUUUAUAGCGUUCCCCUUUCACAUGUGCAUCGUUCCCUAGCGAACAGUAGCGAAACAGGAAAGGCUCUAAAAUAUCGUAAACUAAAAAAAAUUAUUGUAACGGACCAAGUGUACACUAAAGUAAAUAGAUAACACACAAACUGUAAACAUGUCCAGCUUACCACGUCGUAUCAUUAAGGAAACUCAGCGCUUGAUGCAGGAGCCUGUGCCCGGAAUUAAUGCCAUUCCUGAUGAGAACAAUGCGCGCUACUUUCAUGUUAUCGUAACGGGUCCAAAUGAUUCACCUUUCGAAGGUGGCGUUUUUAAAUUGGAAUUAUUCUUGCCCGAAGAUUAUCCAAUGUCAGCGCCAAAAGUACGAUUCAUUACCAAAAUCUAUCAUCCGAAUAUUGAUCGCUUGGGACGCAUUUGCUUGGAUGUACUCAAGGAUAAGUGGAGUCCAGCAUUGCAAAUUCGUACAAUUUUGCUUUCAAUUCAGGCGCUUUUAAGUGCACCCAAUCCCGAUGAUCCACUAGCAAAUGAUGUCGCAGAAUUGUGGAAGGUGAACGAGGCUGAGGCCAUCAAGAAUGCACGUGAAUGGACUCAGAAAUAUGCCGUCGAAGACUGAAGUGCAAAGUGAAGUGUUUGCAGCAGAAAACGUACGACGAUGAAAGCGGGCGGUGGAGCUGCAUGGAGUGUGGCGGGGGAAUUGGGCAUACCAUGGGAACAACACGUGAAUACAACGGCUUUUAAUUGGUAAACAAGUGAUGGGGUGGGGGGCAUGGAGUAGUUGUAAUGUGCGUGAAUCAAGAAAUGGAAUUAUGUAAUAACAAUUAAGUAGAGUAAUAAUAUUGCGUAAAAUAAUUGCUAACUGGCUAAAGAAGAACAACUUAUCUCCGGUAUGCUGUUAAUAUUUUUAAAACACUAUACACGUUAAUAUAUUGAGAUGCUGACGUCUUGAAUGUUUUUAAAAAUAAAACUCUACCAAGCAAAACAAAAACACUACAACAAACAAAUGAGUAUAAUAAAUGAAAUACAAAACAGUAAUAAAGUUAUUGAUAAUGCAAAAAAAUAAUUAUAAUGAAAUAAAAAGAAUUUCUAUUAGUACAUGCAAUAAAAUAUAAAUAUAUAUAUGUAUACUCUUACUACACACUUUAAUACAAGCUAAAUGAUAUGAUAAUAGUUUAAAUAGAGUAUAAAAACUAAAUGCUAAAUCACUUGUAAGAAGAUGCAACAACAACAACAAUAACUAUGCAAUUUUUGAUUCCAACUUUUAUACGGUCUACAUUUGGCUGCUAAGAUGAGCGGUUGAGUAAAGAGCGCAACACAACUUUUCAACAAAAUGCCGGUUGCCGCUUGCUACUGACUUUCGUCCACGUAUAUACAUAUAUAAUAUAUGUGGAUAAAAGUGUUGCACGUCGUUGUGCGCGCUCGUUAGCUAGGGCGCUGUGUGCUAUUUAUUCACAUUUUCUUUUAGUUGCGCUAACAAUAUUACGUUUAGCCGUCUAUUCAUAUAGCAAUUGUAUUCUUUUUUUGCAUUUUAAAUUCUAAGCCACUCUUAUACAUACUAUGUAUCUACAUGUAAGCACGCCGCAUGUUGACGUUGUAGAUAUUCUGCUUUAAGGAAGUUGCUAUUAAUAUUUAAUGAACAAUGAAAUUCGAUUAAUCAUUAGAGUUUGCACUUCAAAAAAAAACACACACACACUGAUGUUACUUUUAAUUUUGUAUGCUUAUAUGUUUCCUUAUAAUUAUUAGCAUUAUUUAAAAAAAUUCAUAAUAGGUAUUUUUAAAUUUUAGUAGCAUUUCAUAUACGCUGCAUAAAAGUCAAGGUGAAAGCAAACGUCAAUGUGAAAAACCUUUGACAGCAGCGCUGCAUGGCUUGCUACAUUUUCUAUUUGUUUGUGUGUAAAGCAAAAAUACCUUUAUAAAGUAAAAUAUAUGAAACAUUAAGAAUCUGCAUAAUUUUUUUUUAUUUCUUAAAGAAUUAGUUGAAAUAAACGCGAAACCUGAAUUGUAAGAUAAAAAA